UGGAACUUGGUACUACUUGAUGCAGUUUGGUGUAACUUGGCGCAAUUUGGUGCAGUUUGGUGCACUUUGGUACAGAUUGGUGCAACUUGGUGUCCUCUGGUGCAGAUUGGUGGAACUUGGUGCAGUUUGGUGCAACUUAGUGGAGUUUGGUGCAGAUUGGUGUGGUUUCAUGCAAUUUGGUGCAGUUUGGUGAAACUUCGUGCAGAUUGGCGCAACUUGGUGCUUUUUGGUGCAGUUUCGUGGAAGUUGGUGCAGAUUGGUUCAACUUGGUGGAGUUUGGAGCAACUUUGGAGUUGGAGUUUGGUGCAAAUUGGUGCCUUAUGCGCAGAUUGGUGCAGUUUGGUGGAACUUGGUGGAGUUUGGUGCAACGUGGUGCCCUAUGGGCAGAUUAGAGCAACUUGGUGGA
Molecule: messenger RNA, 406 nt
Organism: Porites lobata
Lineage: Eukaryota; Metazoa; Cnidaria; Anthozoa; Scleractinia; Poritidae
Source: the annotation of a GenBank genome assembly